Lolium perenne is the source of this 664-nucleotide messenger RNA. Lineage: Eukaryota; Viridiplantae; Streptophyta; Magnoliopsida; Poales; Poaceae. The record is from RefSeq and is a predicted model, not a curated record.
CAGUCGCCGACACCCUCUCCCUCUCGCAAAUACCAGUCGCCGACACCCUCUCCCUCUCGCAACCAACCGACGUCGAUACCCUCUUCCUCACGUGAGCAUUGUCGAGAUCCUCUCCUUGAGCCUACCCCAUCCGUGGUUAGGGUUAGGGUUUGGGUAGUGUUUGGUUAGGGUUAGUGUUUGAUUAAGUUUAGGGUUUGGUUAGGGUUAGAACAUGUACUUAUCGAUUUAAUUUUUUGCAGAAACAAUGGAUCCAUUCGAAAUCCAUCGAGACUUGGAACAGGAAGACCUAUUCGAGGACAUAAUCCGCGAUGGUCCAGAAGCCGACCGAGAAGAGCGCGACUCUGGUGAUGGAGAAGACCGCGGCUCCGGUGAUGGAGAAGCCGACAGCUCCGGUGAUGGAGAAGCCGACGGCUCCGGUGAUGGAGAAGCCGACGGCUCCGGUCAUGGCGAGGCCUCCGAAGAUAAGUUGGAGAAACGAGGCCCGGCAAAGAGGUUGAGCCCAAAAGACCACUUCACAAUUGAAGCUAUAUCACCGAAAGGCCAACCGGUGGCACCCGCGGCUGUCAGAGUGACAUUUAAAAAUCAGUGCGGAGUUCUGGUUAGGGAUCGUCUCCCGAUCACUAUUAGAGAAUGGAACAAGACCAAGAAUGUGUCCGAAGAAUAG